CUUGCAGGUGCUCCAGGAACCAGCAGUUGAAGACCUGGGUCUGAGGCCCACUUCCUAAAACCAGCACCGCAGAGGAGGCCCAGGCAGUGCCAGGAGUCAAAGUGAGUGCACACCCUGACUGUGUACCAAGGGCCCUACCCCCGCAAACAGGGGAGACCCCACAGCACCCGGCCCUACCCACCUACUGUCAGUCCCGGAGCCUGUGGUUCUGCCUGGCAUCUGUAUCCCGAGGUGCUUUCUCCCAUCCUCCUACAGAUUCUGAGGGAAUAAACCUCUUAGGAAGACAGGAGACCUGUCAGGCCCUAGAGCACCACCCUAAGAGAAGAAGAGCUGUAAGCCGCUCUUUGUCAGAGCCAUCAUAGAUGAGUUUCUCAGCUGAAGCCACUCACACUGUCACUCUCUUCCUCAGGCCUGUGGGAUCCUGUCAUCCCCAUCCCUGCUCCUGUUUACCUGCUGCUCCUGAACAACAGGUCUCAUGCCUCUCUUUCCAACCCUUCCAGGCCUCAGCUUUGAGGCGGACUUCCCGAACCCCAGUGUGAUACAGGACUUGGUAGAUGCACAGGAUUCCAUAGAUGAGGAAGAAGAGGAUGCCUCCUCCACUUCCCCUUCCUCUUUCCACUUUUCAUUCCCCUCCUCCUCUUCCUCUUCCUCAUCCUCACCCUCUACUCUGAUUCUGGGUGCUCCAGAAGAUGAGGAUAUGCCUGCUGCUGGGAUGCCACCUCUUCCCCAGAGUCCUCCUGAGAUUCCUCCCCAGGGUCCUCCCAAGAUCUCUCCCCAGGGUCCUCCACAGAGUCCUCCCCAGAGUCCUCUAAACUCCUGCUCAUCCCCUCUUCUGUGGACCCGAUUGGAUGAGGAGUCCAGCAGUGAAGAAGAGGAGGAUACAGCUACCUGGCAGGCCUUGCCAGAAAGUGAAUCCUUGCCCAGGUAUGCCCUGGAUGAAAAGGUGGCUGAGUUGAUGCAGUUUCUUCUCCUCAAAUAUCAAACAAAAGAGCCUGUCCCAAAGGCAGAGAUGCUGGCGACUGCCAUCAAGCAGUAUAACGACUAUUUUCCUAUGAUCUUCGGGAAAGCCCGUGAGCUCAUAGAGCUAAUUUUUGGCAUUGCCCUGACUGAGAUGGACCCCGACAACCACUCCUGUUUCUUUGAAGACCGAUUAGGCCUCACCUAUGAGGGGAGCCUGAUUGAUGACCAGGGCAUGCCCCAGAACUGUCUCCUGAUUCUUAUUCUCAGUAUGAUCUCCAUAAAGGGCAGCUGUGUCCCUGAGGAGGUCCUCUGGGAAGUGUUGAGUGCAAUAGGGGUGUGUGCUGGGAGGGAGCACUUUAUAUAUGGGAAUCCUAGAAAGCUGCUCACUAUAGAUUGGGUGCAGAGAAAGUUUCUGGAGUACCGGGAGGUGCCCAACAGUGCUCCUCCACGUUAUGAAUUCUUGUGGGGUCCAAGAGCCCAUUCAGAGGCCAGCAAGAGAAGUCCUAGAGUUUUUAGCCAAGCUAUCCAGUAUCAUCCCUAGUUCGUUUCCAUCCGGGUACAUGGAUGCUUUGAAAGAUGUGGAAGACAGAGCCCAGGCCAUAAUUGACACCACAGAUGAUGCUACUGCCACGGCCAG
Molecule: messenger RNA, 1597 nt
Organism: Chlorocebus sabaeus (green monkey)
Lineage: Eukaryota; Metazoa; Chordata; Mammalia; Primates; Cercopithecidae
Gene: MAGEC3
Product: MAGE family member C3
Biological process (GO): negative regulation of transcription by RNA polymerase II
Cellular component (GO): nucleus
Source: RefSeq, a predicted model, not a curated record